GGCAUUGACUAGAGGUGGGGAAGUUGGUUCUUGGCAAUAGUCUGUAGUGUUAGAGCAAGUGCACAGCUGACCCCUGGGAAGAUGAAAUUUGGGCUACUGAUCAUUCUGCUGGAACUCCUCUGUCAAGUCGAAGGAGAUGUCAGAGAAUACGUACCCAAUUACUUUGACGUUCAGAAGUUUGCAGGUCAAUGGUAUAUCGUUGGAGUCGCAAGAGGAGAUUACAACGUUAUUAAGAAUGUUAUAAAUCCUGUUAAUAUAAGCCCAGAAGGCAGAAAUAUGAAAAUUGUAAUAAAGGUCUAUAAGUUCUAUAUGUGUUUUGAAUUUCCAUACCUAGCAGAGAGUUUGCAGACUGCAGAGAAAUUCAAAAUUGAUGAUGGUUCAACUCUGAGUAUAAAAGCCACAGAUUAUUUGGACUACGCUGUUUUGCAAUGGAACCGUAAGGAAGAGAAUGAAUAUGCUCCAUUGCUGCCGCUUUUUAGUAGAACUGUGGUAGUCUCCAACAAAGGUAUAAUGAGGUUCACGCAAAUUAUGGCAGAAUUAGGAUGGACCAAUCACCUCAUUUUCAGUUUGGACCAUAAAAGUAAGUGUAUCAAGGAUAUUUAAGUGUCAGCACAGUCCUCAUGACCAGCUGAAAAACAGGCAAAAGUCUUUACAGACCUACCAUCGCCUCCUGCUCCACACCUAACUGCAGCUGUCACUGCCAAAACCCCUCCCUUGUAAACCAAGAACACAACAAACUGCAACUAGUCUGGCCCAGCCUGUGAUUUCCAUUAUACAAGCAGUAGCCUUCAUUGGCUGUCUGGGUGGGAUUUCCUCUUUCUGGAACAAUUCGACCAUCUCCACCUUCUUCAUUGUAUCGGCCCACCUCGCUUCCAUAGCGCUUAGAACAGUGCUUUGCACAUAGUAAGCGCUUAAUAAAUGCUAUAAUUAUUAUUAUUAUCAGCGCUAAUGACCCAUCCUGACUUUCCCACUUUCUACCUAUUCCAUCUCCUGAAAUUAAACUUCAAAACCAUCUCUUUUUCCCAAAUACUGAAUCCUAAAAUAAUAAAAAAUAAAUAUUUGAAUACCACCAAAAGCAUGAAGGGGGGAAAGCCCAGAAGAGGGAGAAAGAAAAUAAAAUCCUUUUAUCUCUUUCUGUAA
Messenger RNA from Tachyglossus aculeatus (Australian echidna), 1140 nucleotides. RefSeq names its product beta-lactoglobulin-like. Lineage: Eukaryota; Metazoa; Chordata; Mammalia; Monotremata; Tachyglossidae. The coding region runs from base 82 to 603 and encodes 173 amino acids. The transcript has 7 exons. The record is from RefSeq and is a predicted model, not a curated record.